Messenger RNA from Meloidogyne enterolobii, 360 nucleotides. Lineage: Eukaryota; Metazoa; Nematoda; Chromadorea; Rhabditida; Meloidogynidae. The record is from the annotation of a GenBank genome assembly.
AUGUACAAUCUAUGUGAAGAUGAGUUACAAACAAUGGCGGAAUAUCAGAACCAAGAAAAUAAUGAAAAUUAUUUUGGAAAUGAGGAGCAACAAAAGACUUCUAGAGCACCUAAUUUUUCCCAUUUACAUUUCAAAACUUUAUUAGAAUUAAUUGCAGCAUUAUAUGAAUCAGAGAAUAAUACACAAUUGAUACAACUUUCGGCAGAAUUUACAAAUCCAAAUUGUGAAGGACUUUGUGACUUUAUUUAUCGUGGAAGAACAAUUUCAGCACCAGCAUUAAAAGUUGCAUAUUUGGACAUGUUACGAUCAUUAUGUAAGAAUGGGCAGUCAGCGGAAGUUUUCUUUAAUAUUUUUAAAUAA